AUGCUGCUAGUGGGGUUCAAGACCUUGAGGAGUUUGUCUUGGCCUUCACCCCAGAUCCUCUCCUUCCCACUUAAAAAGUAUUGCUGUCUGAGUACUUGUUGCAUCCCUCACCCACCCACUCCGUGCUCUAUUGCAGUCUGCAGUAGAUAUAUAGUUAUUGACUGUCAAUCCUCACUUAUCAUUGUUAUGAGGUAUAAAUUACCUCCAUCAGUGCUCGCCUCAUUCCUCACUCACCCACUCCUUGUUGUAUUGCAGUCAGAGGUACAUCUAUCAUCAUCAGGUGUUGGGUUGACUUAUCAUCACUAUCAGUCUGAGCUAUGGUAUUAUUACAUACUCGUGAUCUACAGUUACUGCUGUUAUCAGAACCAAGUUUCUGGUAAUGAUCUCCUUCCAUUCCUCACCAACUCUGUGUUGUAUGUAGUCCAAAGUACCUGUAUUGUUGUCAACUUUGUUCACUGUUAUCAUCAGGUAUACAUUAUUUUGUUCAUUGGCACUUGUCUCAUUCCCUACCCACUCCAUCUGGUACUGUUGUCCAAGGAAAUGUCAAAAUACGGUUUAAUGUCAAUGCUCCCUGAACCUAAUUUCUUGUAG
Molecule: messenger RNA, 591 nt
Organism: Pisolithus orientalis
Lineage: Eukaryota; Fungi; Basidiomycota; Agaricomycetes; Boletales; Pisolithaceae
Exons: 9
Coding region: 1-591 (196 amino acids)
Source: RefSeq, a predicted model, not a curated record